Molecule: messenger RNA, 2160 nt
Organism: Protobothrops mucrosquamatus (brown spotted pit viper)
Lineage: Eukaryota; Metazoa; Chordata; Lepidosauria; Squamata; Viperidae
Product: vomeronasal type-2 receptor 26-like
Exons: 5
Coding region: 1-2160 (719 amino acids)
Biological process (GO): G protein-coupled receptor signaling pathway
Cellular component (GO): membrane
Molecular function (GO): G protein-coupled receptor activity
Source: RefSeq, a predicted model, not a curated record
AUGCUUCUGCCUUUCACUCAGGGAAAAUUCAUUCCUAACUACAAGUGUGGGGUCCCAAAUACCUUGGCUGCAGUCAUUGGGACACCUGACAUUUCUCUUCACAUGGCAACUGUAUUGGACAUCUACAAGGUUCCUCAGUUGUCCUAUGGCCCUGCUCCAGUCCUGGAUAAAGAGACUCAAGCAGUUUUCUUCCAACAAAUGUUUCCAGAUGAAUCCCACCAACAUAAGGGCCUCCUGCAGCUAUUGCUGUACUUUAGAUGGAUCUGGAUUGGAAUUCUUGUAGUAAAGGAUGAGAAAGGAGAGAAAUUUGUCCAGGAGAUUCUCCCCACAUUUUCUGAGCAUGGCAUCUGCACUGAGUUCAUAGCAGAGUUCCCAAAUGUAGCUUUUUACAGUGAUUUUACUGAUACCAUAGAUAAAGGGCUACAUAUCUACCAUGUUCUCAUGAACAGCAUUGCUAAUGUGGUAAUUUUAUAUGGUGAAAUUCAGUCCAUAUCAGUUAUGAGAAGUUUUCUCCAGUUUUCAGAAGUGGAGGAUAUACCAAGAAAGAAUAAGAUCUGGCUUAUAACAGCUCAGACAGAUUACACUUCAAUUUCCUUUCAAAAAUCUUGGGAUAUCCAUUUCCUACAUGGUGCUUUAUUCUUUGCAGUUCACACAAAGAAGAUCCAAGACUUCCAGGAAUUUCUUCAGAACUUAAGUCCAAACAACAACCACCAUGAUCAUUUUCGGAAAGAUUUUUGGGAACAGGCAUUUGAUUGUUUCUUCCCAAACUCAAAAAUGAAGAAAUCUGAGAAGAAAUGUACUGGACAGGAGAGGCUUGAGACCCUUCCCACAUCUGUGUUUGAAACACACAUGCAUGGCCAGAGUUACAAUAUUUACAAUGCAGUCCACGUUGUGGCACAUGCUUUGCAAUCUCUGUAUUCAUCCAAAUCCAGGGGAAAAAACAUAGUGAAAGAAGGAAGGAAACAGUUUCACAAUCAAGUAUGGUGGCAGGUUCAUUCCUUUCUGAGAAAUGUCAGAUUCAACAACAGUGUGGGUGAAAAGAUCUCCUUUGAUAAAAAUGGAGAAUUCAUUGGUGGAUAUGAUAUUAUCAAUUGGAUCACAUUCCCAAACCAGUCUUUUAUAAGGGUCAAAGUAGGAAUGGUGGAUCCCACAGCUCCAGCAGACAAGUUCUUCAAUAUUUCUGUAGAUUCCAUCAUGUGGCCAGUCAGCUUUAAUCAGGCAUUACCUUUAUCUCUGUGUAAUGAUCCUUGUGAUAGAGGAUACAGCAAGACAUGCUAUCCAUGUGCAGAAGAUCAUUAUCCAAAUCCUGACAAAAAUAUGUGCAUUCCAAAGCGGAUCACCUUUUUGUCCUAUGAAGAACCCUUGGGGAUCAAUCUAACUGUUCUUCCUCUUUGCUUUGCUUUAAUGACAAUUUUGGUAAUAAAAAUUUUCAUGAAACAUAAAGACACUCCUAUUGUCAAAGCCAACAAUAGGAAUCUCACUUACACUCUCUUAGUUUCCCUCCUCCUCUCUUUCCUUUGCGUCUUUCUAUUUAUUGGGAGACCCAACACGAUUGUGUGUCUCCUUCGACAACCAGCUUUUGGCCUCAUCUUUUCUGUGGCAGUUUCUUGUAUACUGGCCAAAACUUUUGUUGUGGUUCUAGCAUUCAUGGUCACUAAACCUGGUUCCAAAUUAAGGAAAUGGGUCAGGGGAAGAAUGGUCAGUUUCAUUCUUUUAUCUUGCAUUCUUGUUCAAAUAUGUUUUUGUGCUGCAUGGCUGAUAACAUCCCCACCAUACCUAGAUUUUGAUAUGCAGUCAAUGUCUGAAGAAGUCAUCAUGGAGUGCAAUGAGGAAUCGAUUAUGUUCUAUUGUGUUUUGGGCUUUAUGGGUUUUCUUGCUUUGGUUAGCUUCUCUGCUGCUUUUCUAGCUAGGAAGUUGCCUGACAGUUUCAACGAAGCCAAAUUCAUCACCUUCAGCAUGUUGGUGUUCUGCAGUGUUUGGCUGUGCUUUAUUCCAACCUAUCUAAGCACAAGGGGAAAAUAUAUGUUGGCUGUGGAGAUCUUCUCCAUGAUCUCCUCCAGUGCUGGCUUAUUAGUUUGUAUCUUUCUUCCCAAGUGUUUUAUCAUUGUGAUGAGACCUGAACUUAACAAUAAACAUCAUCUCAUGAAGAGAAAGCUUUAA